AUGUAAGUUCAAUGUAAACACUUAUAGGAAAUACAUUUCUCUAUAUGCUGUAUGUUAUUGGUACUGAUUGCACUCAAUAUUGAACUAUUUGUAAGAUAAUCUCUACAACUGUUGAAAUUAGUUCUCGAUGCUGGCUUAAUGACUCGACAAGCUUGUAAUGCAUUUUAAACAAUCUGUUAAAAAAAUAUGCUAAUUAUUCUUUCUGUACUUCAAGCUUCAUCUCAACUUCUAAGAGUUGCAGAGAAUCUAGAAUUGCUUGUUCUUAAUGACUAUCUCAAUAAACUAUAUGUUAUGAUCUAAGAAUUUACACAACUUUCACCCUUGAAUAUUCUUUUAAGAAUAGCUAUACUUUCUGACUUUACAACAUUGUCAAUAACAGUACAGUACAUUAUUAAGUGUACAAGCAACUAUAAUUGUGUGUACUAAUGA
Molecule: messenger RNA, 429 nt
Organism: Paramecium tetraurelia
Lineage: Eukaryota; Ciliophora; Oligohymenophorea; Peniculida; Parameciidae
Exons: 1
Source: RefSeq, a predicted model, not a curated record